GACACUGGUGACCCGGGUAUUUAAAUAGCUGUGCCAUGAUAAUCGGGGUUUCCAAAAUAACCCCCGGUUCAAACCAGGAAGUUUUACUCUCUGGGUCAGGAAGUUAGAAGAUCUACCCAAGUGUUACAUUUUUUUACAUAAUUGCAAUCAAAGGUGUAAACAAUGACUAGAUUAAAGGUACAAGUGUUGCUGUCAAUCAUUUCUUUCGUCAGUCUUUCGUUUUCACAAGAGGACGGAAAAACAAGAUCAGACACAAACUAUGUUGUGAUCGACAAACAAAUAAAUAUCAAGGAGAUCAUCCGAUUUGGAGGGAGAAGAGGGGAUGUGAAAGGAGAGAAUGCGAAAAUUGAAGUCUCAGAGAACAAUGGAGUAUUUGAUUCUUCGCUUACUUCGCUGUCUUCGCUAAUGACGAAGGCCCAUAAUGCCGCUAAUUUGAAAAUCCUGAAAGACAUGCUGCCAUUGUCCGGCUUGCAGUGGUUAGAUAAAGCAGAAAACAACACAGGAACAGCCUUUGUUUGUGGACCAAAAGGUGCUCAUCUAAACAUUUCAUGGGUUCCAAAGGUCAUUGAUCCACAAAAGUCUGUCAUGAUUUACUUCGACGUCACCAAUCCUAUCGACUUCAACAAGGGUCUGGCCCACUUAGACGUCUAUAUGGAAGGUAGUCCUGACCCAAUUUUCUCCCUGGACCAAGACGUGGCUUGCAAUGACCUCAAACACGUAGCCCCCUUUAUAGGAUGUCCGUUAAAAAAAGGAGACAGACAUGUUUAUUCUUUCCGAUUCAGUGAUUUGAAUAGGGUACCCGAGGGAUCUUACACUGUUGUGGCAAAAAUCUUCAGUUAUGAAAAAAAUCCACCUCCACUGUUCGCCUGUUUAAACAUAACUCUGCAGAUUGUUCCUUCAAAACGUGUGUUUGUCAAUCCGUCAUCAGAAAUAGUUGGCCAUUUGUAAAAAGGCUGACAUCUUCUGACUUAUUUUUGUUGUUACGUGUACAUAUGUAGCUUUUUGAUAAAUAGGUGUAAAUCUAUGUUUGAUAUGAUUCACUUCAUACAUAUAACAGUAGAGGCUGUGAAUAAUGACAAUGGGGAAAUAAUGAAAUUGGUUGACAUUUUUAUAAAACAUGUUUAAGCAUUCAAUGUAUUUUUUCUAGCAAAGAUGUAACUAUGUUGAAGCAUACCAAACCAGUCUAUUUGUAUUGCUUUGUGACGUUAUCUUCUUUCGAAAACUAGUAUUUUCAUCUGAUUUGGAAUACUUUGUUUCCUUCUCAACGCGUUCAUUGGUGCUAUGUAAAAAAAGAAUGAAAUUCAUGUGUACAUGAAUAACCAUUUUCUUAAAUGUUAAUGUGAAUAAAAAUUGUAAGAAAAUGACAUUUACCGUGUUAUAAACGUUGGUGCUAAUUUUAUUUUCUGUUACGAAGAAAUUGUGUAAAGACUAAAUAUAUUUUCAAGAACUACA
Molecule: messenger RNA, 1452 nt
Organism: Magallana angulata
Lineage: Eukaryota; Metazoa; Mollusca; Bivalvia; Ostreida; Ostreidae
Exons: 6
Coding region: 163-948 (261 amino acids)
Source: RefSeq, a predicted model, not a curated record